AUGGCUGCCUGCAAGGAACUUACCGCUAAUUUGGUCCACGAUUUUCUAUCCUCUAUUGACACGAUUCUUUGUGACUGCGAUGGAGUGUUAUGGGGACAUGACACUGCAUUACCCGGAGCUGCAGAAACACUCACUAAAAUGCGGCGUCUGGAAGAAAUUGUCUGCCCGGCGUUUACUGCUGCUUCCUAUCUUAAGUAUUGUUUAAAAUUUACUGGUAAAGUCUAUCUUGUUGGAAGCAAAGGAAUGGCGGACGAAUUAGAUUUAAUGGAUAUUCAAUAUGUAGGAGAAGGUCCAGACCCUGCAACAUCUUUGGACAUUGAUGAAUGGAAAGCAUUAUCUAUUGAUAAAGAGGUAAAAGCUGUACUCGUAGGUUUUGACGAACAUUUCAGUUACAUCAAACUAAUUAAAGCAAGUACAUAUCUCAGUGAUCCGGGAUGUGUAUUCAUUGCAACUAAUCAAGAUGAAAAGUUUCCAGUCACAGGGGACAUUGUUAUUCCAGAUGUCGGUGUCCUUGUAUCAGCUGUCGGGACGGCAGUACAACGCCAACCAGUAGUGGUCGGAAAACGGGCGAAUAUCUUUUUCAAACUGCAAUGGUAUCAAUCUGCAAAAAAAGUGGUGAUUGGUGACCAGUUAACGAGUGAUAUCUUAAUGGGGAGACGAAAUGGUUUGAAAACUCUUCUGGUAGAAACAGGUCUCGAUAAAAGGAGUGACGCGAUAGAGAACAUGCAAAGCAAGUCAACUGAAUGA
Molecule: messenger RNA, 747 nt
Organism: Saccoglossus kowalevskii
Lineage: Eukaryota; Metazoa; Hemichordata; Enteropneusta; Harrimaniidae
Product: phosphoglycolate phosphatase-like
Cellular component (GO): cytoplasm
Molecular function (GO): phosphatase activity
Source: RefSeq, a predicted model, not a curated record